UGAGUAGGAGGGCGGGGCCACAGAGAGAGAGGCUGAGAGUUAGUUCAGUGCGCGGAUGGAGCCGUGCGCGCUCCCCGCCAAACGCCCCACCUCCGCGUGCCCGAGACCUCCUCCUCCUCGCGUGGUCCUGCGUCCCCACAGCUGAGCAGCAGGAUCGGGCCCCUGGCGGCCGGAGUGGGGCCCGCCCCCGCCUGCUGCUGCGUCGUCGCCUAGUGGGCGCCUGUACCUCCGGCGGAGACCCCAGCCCGCCCCGUCCCCGCGCCGCCUGGAGCCACGGAGGCAGACCCGGUCGCGCUGCUCCUCCUGGCGCUGGGCCGUCGCUGCCCGGUGGGGUCCUCCGCCGCCCAGCCGUCAUUGCCGUUGGUGCCGCGCAGCCCUGCGGCGAGGGUUCCCUUGCUGAGUGUGGCCGGGCUGGAGCCGCGCUAGGAUCCGGGGCCGCCCUUCCUGGACUCUGCCCGCCGUUCCGCCCGGCGCUUUGCAGAAGAGGGUCCGCGCCGCGGCCGCUCCUGGCAGCAGCGGGGGGGGAUUUGCGCGCCGCCCACCGCGCCCUCUCCUCGAGCAGGGACCGUCCCCCGAGCGCUUGAAGCCUUUUUCACGGGACCCUCCGGCGACACAGCCCGCGCCCCGGUUGCUCUGUGUUGGGGUGAGCCGCAUCCCGCGGCGGGCCUUACUGCUUUGGACUCCGCCCGCCUGCUCGUGGGGCAGCAGCCGCGCCGCAGCCGAGCGCCUCGCCUCCUGCACGGCCAUCCCGGCGCAGCUGCAGCAGCAGCAGGGGCGGCCGCCGGCGCCGCCUCCUCCUUCUCGUGUGAAGGCGCGCCGGUCCAGACCGCUGAGCGCCCCUUGACUGCUGCCUGGCAUGGGCACUGCGGUGUCCGGGAGCCCGCGCAGCCGGCGCUGGGUGGAAGGCGGGCGGGCGCACGGCCCCCUUCGCCUUGGGAAGCCGCCUGCCCCGCGGAGCAGGGUGUGAGUUCCCGGCAGCGGGGCAAGCCCGAGGCCUCCCCCGGGCAAGGCUGCGGCUGCGCUUCUUCUCUGGGACCCGCUCCAGGGGCGUUGCGAAAGAGCUGGCCGGGAGCCCGCGCCAGCCCCCGGACAACCUUGGGAACAGCCCUCCCCGCCGCAGGAGCCGGGCAAGGACUGCGCGUGGGAUGACAACAGAGCCGGCAGCGCCGGGAGCUGGCCGGUCUGCAGAGGAGGCGGCCCGCCGCAGCGGCAAGAAGGAGCGGCUGGCCUGAGUGGGGCCCUCCCGACAGCUGUGCCGGGUCGUCUGGAAGGUCACAAAGCACCCAGCCUCACCGACAGGAGCAGCCAAGGAGGAUCUGUCGUGGGCAGCGGACACAAACAGUGGGCCUGUCGGAGUGGGGCAGCCCAGCGAGCCCACAUGGCUGCGAGCCGCCAGCAUCAUGGCGACUACCAUUGCCUCCCAGACUACGAAGACGACUCUCCCCCUGAGGACGAGAAGCAGCUGCUGGUGCACGUCACUGAGGGACUGAAAGAUUCCUGGCAUCACAUCAAGAACUUGGAUAACUUCUUCACCAAAAUCUACCAUUUCCACCAGAAGAAUGGCUUUGCCUCCAUGAUGCUCUCCGACGUCUUUGAGCUGGUGCAGUUCCUGUUUGUGGUCACGUUCACUACCUUCCUGCUGUGCUGCGUGGAGUAUGAUGUGCUAUUUGCCAACCGGCCUGUCAAUCACACUCACACAGGAGGGAGCCUCGCCCCAGACCGGAACAAGGUGACGCUUCCAGAUGCCGUCCUGCCCACGCCACAGUGUGCCCAGAGGAUCCGUUCCAGCGGCUGGAUCAUCUUCCUGCUGGUGAUGGCUGCCACCUUCUGGCUCUACCGCUUAGUGAAGGUUCUCUGCAGCCUUCUUGGCUACUGGGAGAUCCGUGCCUUUUACACCAAAGCUCUCAAGAUCCCCUCGGACGAGCUGUGCAACCGCAGCUGGCAGGAGGUCCAGGCGCGGCUGAUCUCCCUGCAGCGGGAGCAGCAGAUGUGCGUGCACAAGCGGGAGCUGAGCGAGCUGGACAUCCACCACCGCAUCCUGCGCUUCAAGAACUACCUGGUGGCCAUGGUGAACAAGUCGCUGCUGCCGGUCCGCUUCCACCUGCCUCUUCUGGGCGAGGCCGUCUUCCUCACGCAGGGCCUCAAGUACAACCUGGAGCUGCUCUUCUUCUGGGGGCCCGGGUCCCUCUUCCAGGGCAAGUGGAACCUCCAGCCCCAGUACAAGCGGGCGGGGGCGCGCCUGGAGCUGGCGCGCCGCCUGGGGCGCAGCAUGGUUCUGCUGGGCCUGGCCAACCUGCUGCUGUGCCCCUUCAUCCUGGUGUGGCAGGUGCUGUACGCCUUCUUCAGCUACACGGAGGUGCUCAAGAGACAGCCCGGCAGCCUCGGGGCCCGGCGCUGGUCCCUGUAUGGGCGCUUCUACCUGCGCCACUUCAACGAGCUGGACCACGAGCUCCAGGCCCGCCUGAGCCGCGGCUACAAGCCGGCCUCCAAGUACAUGAACUCCUUCACCAGCCCCUUCCUCACCGUGCUGGCCAAGAACGUCGGCUUCUUUGCUGGCUCCAUCCUGGCAGUGCUCAUUGCCCUCACCGUCUACGACGAGGACGUCCUCACUGUGCAGCACAUUCUCACCGCCAUCACCCUCCUGGGGCUCAUCGUUACCGUGGCCAGGUCAUUCAUCCCAGACGAGCACCUGGUGUGGUGCCCAGAGCAGCUCCUGCAGUGUGUCCUGGCCCACAUCCACUACAUCCCUGACCACUGGCAAGGCAACGCCCACAAGUCAGAGACCCGUGAAGAGUUGGCUCAGCUCUUCCAGUACAAGGCUGUCUUCAUCUUGGAGGAGCUCCUGAGCCCCAUCGUGACCCCCUUCCUCCUCAUCUUCGCCCUGCGUGCCAAGGCCCUGGACAUCGUCGACUUCUUCCGCAACUUCUCUGUGGAGGUGGUGGGCGUCGGGGACAUCUGUUCCUUCGCCCAGCUUGACAUCCGCAACCAUGGCAACCCGCAGUGGCUGUCCCAGGGCCGGACGGAGGCAUCGGUGUACCAGCAGGCCGAGAACGGCAAGACGGAGCUCUCUCUUGUCCACUUUGCCAUCGCCAACCCACGCUGGCAGCCGCCGCCCGAAAGCUCCCUCUUCAUCGGACACCUCAAGGAGAAGGUGCAGCAGGAUGCGGCCCAUGCACCCCCUGCCCAGCGCCUCUUGGCUGAGGCCCCUUUGGGUGCUUCCUUUUUGUCGGACGAGGGCCCCUGCACCGUGCCAGAUGCCCUCUUGGCCAGCGUCCUGACCCACCCUGUCCUGGCAGCAGGAACCCUCAUGCCCCAGGGGGAGCGGCACCUCUUCACCCAGGCGGGCAGUGCAGCCAGCGCCGCUGCUAGCAUCUUGGCCUCCCUCUCCUGCUCCCAGCUGCUUCGGCGCACCGGCCCCCUGGGCGAGAACUCCGUAUACCGCAGUGAUAACACUCUACUGGGGGACAGCGUUGCCCCACCUGAGACGCACCAGGCACCCCUCGCCCGCUCUGUUGUGCUCUCGGAGUUUGCCUCAGCUGAGAUGAGUCUGCACGCCAUUUACAUGCACGAGCUUCACCAUCAGCAGCAGCAGCAUCCGGCAUGCGCCCGCACUCCCUUGCAACAUUCAGCACAAGCAGCUUCCACAAGGCCCUCCUCUCGUGUCUGCAGCCAGGAUCUAGCCCUUGGGGGCUGGGAAGAGGAGGAGGAAGAUGAGCCUCAGGCACAGCAGCAGGAAAGGGAGAAGAGCUAGCAGAGGCCUGCCCACCCCUCCUGCCAGGCGUUCCUGAGCAGCUGCAGGCUGUUGCCAGCACCGACUUGCUGGGCCCGCCAGCCCCUCCUCCUGCAGGAGCAUGGCCAGCCGGCCGGAAGCACAGAGCGAGGCUUGGGGGGCCUUGACUGUGGACUUUGAUGUGAGAUGGGGCUUCCUCAGUGUUGCUGCAGGCCCCGCUCCUUGCUUUAGGUGAAUGAGCUAUGGGCUGGAGCAGGCCCUGCCGGGUGCUAUUGACCAGGUUCCUGUGGUCAAGAGGGAAUGCCUGGAGCCGCAAGCCCGCUCCUCCUGAACCGGGCUGCAGCAAGAGGCCGCUCUGUAGCGACUGCCCCUGGAUCCCAGCCCCCUCCCGCUUUUCCCUCUGCUGCUAUACAUGGCCUCCCCCUGCAGUGUGCCCAGCCCCCCUCCUCCGUUGCAAAGGAGUGCUGGGGGGCCGUUGUUACAGGCAUGGUGCUGCCACCUCAGGACACUUUUGGAACAAUAAACGUUUACAGAUGUGGCUCACA
This is a messenger RNA of Rhineura floridana, 4275 nucleotides long. It is a transcript of the gene ATG9B, whose product is annotated as autophagy related 9B. Gene Ontology annotation, biological process: protein localization to phagophore assembly site; autophagy of mitochondrion. The transcript has 16 exons. NCBI's taxonomy places the organism in Eukaryota, Metazoa, Chordata, Lepidosauria, Squamata, Rhineuridae. Gene Ontology annotation, cellular component: phagophore assembly site; autophagosome. The record is from RefSeq and is a predicted model, not a curated record. The coding region runs from base 1379 to 3751 and encodes 790 amino acids.